Messenger RNA from Annulohypoxylon truncatum, 2187 nucleotides. RefSeq names its product phospholipase D/nuclease. The record is from RefSeq and is a predicted model, not a curated record. Gene Ontology annotation, molecular function: single-stranded DNA binding; double-stranded DNA binding; 3'-tyrosyl-DNA phosphodiesterase activity. The transcript is spliced from 7 exons. Gene Ontology annotation, cellular component: nucleus. Gene Ontology annotation, biological process: single strand break repair; double-strand break repair. Bases 106 to 1893 code for a protein of 595 amino acids. NCBI's taxonomy places the organism in Eukaryota, Fungi, Ascomycota, Sordariomycetes, Xylariales, Hypoxylaceae.
CCAUUACCUAGGUAGAUGGUCCCACCAAUGGAAUCCCAUAUUCCACAAAAUCAACUGCCGAGAUUCCCUUACUAACGCUUUCGAUGGUCAGUGAUUUUCUUCAUCAUGGACAGUCUUGAUGCUUUUGGCGGCGACGAAGAUGCUGCACUACGCUACGCGAUAGCUUUGUCCUUGCAAGAAUCUGGCGGCGCCUCGCCCAAGGAACCUAUUGAACUCGACUCGGGCGAAGACGAAGGCCAAGGCAGAUCGGAACAGAAACCUAAGCUCUCCUCGGUCGCCAAAGAGCCCGAUAAUUCCCCUACCAGACAAACACCCGAAAAUGCAUCGCUGAAAGAUACACCAUCAAACCCCGAACAGCCCACAUCUGCAACACCAAGCAGCUCCACAGCCCUAGGACUAGCAGGAAUGGACAGGAAGAAGAUGGAGGAGGAAAGACUUGCGAGGUUGCGCCAAAGAUCAGUGAAGCGAAAGGCGUCAGAUUCGCAACCCGAAGAACAAGACCGUCGACAAAGACCAAAGGUCGAUUUCAAGCCACGAGCCAGCUUAGCUACGAAAGCUACUCCCCACCUCCCGUAUCCGAAGGGUAUAGUCAAGAAGACGUGGGUCGCAGGAUGUCCACGUAAAGACGAUAUCAAGAUAGAGGAGGUUCUGCAGAAGGACGAGCUUGAAUUGGCCAUGAUCAGCUCAUUUCAGUGGGAUGAAGAAUGGCUGCUAUCCAAGAUCGAAUUUUCCCAGACUAAGGUUAUUCUAGUUGCUUUCGCUUCGGACGAAGACCAGCAAGAGCAAAUGAAGGCCAACGUGCCCCGGGGCGCGCCUAUCAAGUUCUGUUUCCCGCCUAUGAUGUCAACCGGAAACAUGCAUUCGAAACUACAGCUACUAAAAUACCCUAAAUAUUUGCGAGUAGUGAUACCGACUGGGAAUUUCGUUCCCUACGACUGGGGCGAGAACGGGAUUAUUGAGAACAUGGUUUUUCUUAUAGACCUUCCUCGAAUCGACGAUCCCAAAUCAAAGACUUCUAAUAAGCUCGGCCCAUUCGGCGACGAGCUCUGUUACUUUCUUCGAGCUCAAAACUUAGACGAGAGCCUUGUAAAUAGCCUUGCAAACUACGAUUUCUCAGAAGCAAAUCAUUACAGAUUCAUUCAUACAAUCGCGGCAUCACAUGCGGGCGACGAGUGGCGACGAACAGGAUAUUGCGGGCUCGGUCGAGCUAUAACGUCUCUCGGACUCAAUACUACUGACGAGAUCGAGGUUGACUUAAUGACUUCAUCACUAGGAUCGCUAAACAUAGACCUAGUAUUAGCCAUAUAUUAUGCUGCUCAAGGCGACAACGGCCUGAAAGAAUACGGGAUGAGGGGUGCGAAGAGCGGCAAAACUAAGGAGUCAAUAUCAGCCAAGAUCGCCCUAAAGGACAGGUUUCGAAUUUACUUUCCAUCUCACGAUACGGUAGUGAAAAGCCGUGGCGGAAAGAAUGCUGCGGGAACCAUCUGUGCACAUGCCAAGUGGUGGGAUUCGGCCACGUUUCCUCGAGAAUUGUUUCGCGAUUCCAGAAGCGUCAGAACUGGUAUUCUCGUGCAUAGUAAGCUUAUGAUGGUCCGCCAUCGCCGCUCAGGCAAAUCCAAGGCCGCCUAUGCUUAUAUUGGAAGCGCGAAUCUAUCUGAAAGCGCAUGGGGUCGCCUGACGAAAGAGAGGGGGACCGGUAACCCAAAGAUUACAUGCCGCAACUGGGAAUGCGGAGUAGUUGUUCCUAUACCGUCUCGGGAUUCUAGCGAAGAAGGGGCCGGGUCCUCUGAUCCAGCCGACUUCAGCAAUGUCAUCCCAGUACCGAUAGAAAUUCCUGGCGAAGCAUACGGCGCUACAGCAUCGAAACGUCCUUGGUUCUUUCUCGAUAACUGACGCCCGGUCAUUUACGCUAGAGCCCUAGACCCCAUGGUACUAUAAUCCUAGAGGGUAAAGUGUGAGCAAUUAAUGGACGGAAGCUUAGAAUCUAGCGGGACCGACGUCUGAAUGCCAAGAUCAUCCGUUCUCCGGAUGAUCUACGCUAAGUCUUCCUAAAGCUUAAGUGGCGACAGCUGCAUAUACCCUACCUAGCCUGCCGAUUCUGAAUAUGACACAUGGAUACCAUCAAAGCGCGUCUCGUGCGUAUACUAAAUAGCUCCCUAUAAUCACCCAUGUUCACUGUUAGUGACU